Molecule: messenger RNA, 1568 nt
Organism: Ruditapes philippinarum (Manila clam)
Lineage: Eukaryota; Metazoa; Mollusca; Bivalvia; Venerida; Veneridae
Exons: 2
Coding region: 201-1325 (374 amino acids)
Source: RefSeq, a predicted model, not a curated record
AGUGACCCCAUUUGUUUUGGAUUAUUACUGCGGAAGCGCCCAGGUGAAAAACGUGAUAAAUAUUUAAAUGAAAAUCAACUGAUUAUCUGUCGUUUCCACAGCAUUCGUUUGUAAUAUGAAGGAAGUCUUCCAAAAAAAUAUGAAAUAUAAAACUUAGACAUUGAAAGAAGAGGAAAGUCGGAUAAAGUUCAGACCCAGAAAUGGAAGAGGAUUUUAGCACAAUAAUUAUCAAGGUGGAACCAGAAGAUGACUAUGAAAACAACACAGAGCAUCCUAUUCCUACAAGUGAAGAUGCAGAAAAAGUGGUUGAAAGUUUACUACAUGACGCAGAAUGUGAAGAGAUGAAUCUUGACAGGGCUGGCCUCAGAAAUAUCAUGGCCGGUAUUGAAGGAGUUGACGAUCUGAAUAUAAGUGAACUGGAAGAUGAUCUGGAUAUUAGUGAAAUGGAAGCUGCAGAUCUUAAAAUGGAAAUACAGGAUGAUAUAGAUCUAAUUGAGAGAGAUGAAUAUAGAAAUAGUACUGGAGGUGAUAUUGAGAAUGAACUUAAAAUGGAGAUCCAAGAUGAUAUAGAAAUGAUUGAAAGAAACGAAUUUGAUGAUAGCGAUUUAGAUGAAAUUGCUAAUGGAUUAGGUGCAGAGGUUACUGAUAUAGAUGAAAGUGGUAUUGUUGAACUAGUUGAAAAGGAUGUUUUACAGCUUACUAGAAAUAAACCUGAAACAAAAAAUGAUAAUAAUAAGAAAGUUGAGAAUACAGUUGAAGUAAGUAAAGGGAUGCAUGUGCAACAGACAGAUAAAGGUGGAGACAACAAUAAUGGUGUUGCGAGUACUUCUAAUGGUGUUGUAAGUAACACUUUUGGUGCUGUAAAUAACACUGAUGGUGUUGUAAAUAACACUGAUGGUGUUGUAAAUAACACUAAUGAUGUUGUAAAUAACACUGAUGGUGUUGGAAAUAACACUAAUGGUGUUGUAAAUAACACUGAUGGUAUUGUAAAUAACACUAAUGGUGUUGUAAAUAACACUGAUGGUGUUGUAAAUAACACAAAUGAUGUUGUAAAUAACACUAAUGGUGUUGUAAAUAACACUGAUUGUGUUGUAAAUAACACUGAUGGUGUUGUAAAUAACACUGAUGGUGUUGUAAAUAACACUAAUGGUGUCGUAAAUAACACUGAUGGUGUUGUAAAUAACACAAAUGAUGUUGUAAAUAACACUAAUGGUGUUGUAAAUAACACUGAUGGUGUUGUAAAUAACACUGAUGGUGUUGUAAAUAACACUAAUGAUGUUGUAAAUAACACUGAUGGUGUUGUAAUAACACUAAUGGUGUUGUAAAUAACACUGAUGGUAUUGUAAAUAACACUAAUGGUGUUGUAAAUAACACUGAUGGUGUUGUAAAUAACACAAAUUAUGUUGUAAAUAACACUAAUGGUGUUGUAAAUAACACUGAUGGUGUUGUAAAUAACACUGAUGGUGUUGUCAGUUAUGCCAAGAACACUGCAAGUCCAUCCGAAAUAUCAUCAUACUUUUGUGUGCUGUGUGAGGAGUCUUUGAUGGGACUUAGUGCUGCAAGGAGUC